AUGGAUCUCGCUGAGGAGGUAGGCCAUUUUCCGCUUCUGGACGAUGAAAAGUUUGAGUCGCUUCUGAACGCCUUUGAGACUCAGGGUAUAACCUCCCAGGAGCUUUUGAUGUGGCCUAUUCAAGACAUAGCGAAGAAGACAGGACACCCUGAACAAGACGUGAAGACCUUUGUCGCGGAUCUGAAACUGCAUCUUCAGAAAGAUCUCCCCAAACCACGAAAGAUCGAUGACUGCAUUCCACAGCAGGCUAGUUUUACCACUGGCGAUGAAAAACUAGACAAAGCUCUUAAUGGAGGCAUUCCGUGCGGGUGUCUCGUGGAGAUCAGCGGAGGCUCUGCGACAGGAAAAUCGAAUUUCCUGAUGACGUUGAGCAUGACCAGCCAGCUACCGUUAGAGUUUGGUGGAUUGGGCCCGUCAUUGUUUGAAAAAACGCGAAAGCCCGUUCAAACCAUGUACAUACCUACCGAGAGCGCAUUGAGCACAAAACGACUCAGCCAGAUAUCCAGCCAUUACAAAGAGCUCCUUCGAGCGAACGGGAUCCAGGAUAGUACGAUAUACCCGCAGAUGGAAAACGUGAUUACUCCCUCAAUUGCUAUCUCCGAUCUCGAGCGUCAGGACCGAUGUAUUUUUUACCAGCUACCGUUGCUACUACAGCGAAAUAAAAAUGUCAAGGUGGUGAUACUGGACUCAGUCACACACCAUAUCCGAGCAGAGCUGCCUGUGAGCCAGCGACGGUCGUAUAUUAUCAAACUAGGACGUUUUUUGCGGAAAAUGUGCAAUGAGUAUUGUGUGACCGUCAUCGUUGCGAAUCAGAUGACCGACAAGCCCCUGGGCGACAUUAUUAGUGACGAGGUGUUUCUCAAGAUGAAUGCAGACUACCAGCUGGGCUGGUGCUACGGUUGGGACGAGGUUGGGGUCGUUUAUCGCCAGCUGUGCUCGCGCAACAAGCAAGACUUUGACACUUACGACGAGAUUGACUACGCAGAUUAUUCUGCAGACUCGAGCACGCAGGAAACGUCUCAAAGGAGCUCGACGCCGAUCUGGGACCAGCUCAAGACCGAACGAAAGAAGAUGUUUGAGUCCAAAUACAAAAACAAGGUGUCCAAAAUCAAGACUGUGCCUGCCCUUGGGCUGGACUGGCUGAAUUUUCUUGACGCCCGCAUAUCUUUGAUCAAAGAUUAUAAACCAAUACUUAACGAGCAGAUGAUAGAGGAGUUCAGCGAAGACCUGGGGAUCGACUCGUCGUUUUUGCGCUCACAAGAUGACGACGAAAACGGCAACUCGAACGCUGAAUCAAAGCGCAAAACUGUGGCAGAGGUGCUUAUGUCGAACGACUACCUAGCCAAUUAUAAUUUUGAGACUCAGCGAAAGCUGCUCAUUGUUUUCAGUCCUCUCGUAUCCGGUGCACGCCAACGCGAGUGUAUCUUCGAGAUCUGGAACGGCGGUAUCAGAUGUCCUUAA
This is a messenger RNA of Ogataea parapolymorpha DL-1, 1461 nucleotides long. RefSeq lists its product as uncharacterized. The record is from RefSeq and is a predicted model, not a curated record. Gene Ontology annotation, biological process: DNA recombinase assembly; mitotic recombination; DNA strand invasion. The coding region runs from base 1 to 1461 and encodes 486 amino acids. NCBI's taxonomy places the organism in Eukaryota, Fungi, Ascomycota, Pichiomycetes, Pichiales, Pichiaceae. The transcript has a single exon. Gene Ontology annotation, molecular function: single-stranded DNA binding; DNA strand exchange activity; ATP binding.